Messenger RNA from Fusarium tjaetaba, 1377 nucleotides. RefSeq names its product adenosine deaminase. Gene Ontology annotation, biological process: inosine biosynthetic process; adenosine catabolic process. The transcript is spliced from 2 exons. Gene Ontology annotation, molecular function: adenosine deaminase activity. The annotation marks the transcript as partial. Lineage: Eukaryota; Fungi; Ascomycota; Sordariomycetes; Hypocreales; Nectriaceae. The record is from RefSeq and is a predicted model, not a curated record.
AUGGCGGACGAGCAUACCAUGUCCACUGAAGAGUGGGAGGAAGUCUCUCAAGACAUCCCCUCACUCUCGGAUCCCUUCCUUCAGCAAUAUCUCACAGGCCGAGCAAACCUCAUGAGUCAAGAACAAAAGUCUCGCACAGAUGCCUCAUUCAGAGCCUCUCUUUCACCUAUUGCCAAGCGCGCGAGUGACAUUGUCGACCGCAUCCGCGACCAGGAGAAUGACUCCAUCUGGACCCCUCAAGUUGAGGAAGAGCUGGCCCAAGCAGGAAACGAGUGCAUCUUUCCCGGAAUGAUGUUCAUGCUGGCCAAGGAUCGCAUGGAGAAGACCAACCUCUGGAAGAUUGUUCGACGCAUGCCAAAGGGAGCGCUGCUUCACGCUCACAUGGAUGCCAUGGUCAACUUUGACUUUCUCUUUGACGAGCUUCUGAAAAUGCCAGGAAUGCACAUGUGUAGCGACCGACCUCUUAACACUGAAGAAUCGCGAGAGGAUGCAGUCCCUAGCUUCCGAUACAGAACCAAGUCGGACACUGAUGGAUCUAUCUGGGAAGAGAGCUAUAAGCCCAAUGCCUUUGUCCCACUUCCAAAGGCUGCAGAUGAGUUUCCCCAUGGUGGACGACCUGGCUUUCUCAAGUGGCUGAAGGGCCGAUGCACUCUUUCCGUCACAGACAGCCAUGAGCAACACCAUGGAGUCGAUGCCAUUUGGGUCAAGUUUGGAAAGUGUUUUCUCGUUUGUGCCACCAUCAUUCACUAUGAACCCAUGUUCCGGAUCUUCCUCCGCGAGCUCAUGAAGAACCUCAAGGAUGACGGCGUCAACUGGGCCGAACUUCGAUUCACUUGGCCACUUAACUAUUGCCGUGAUAAGCGAGAGGAGCCUGAGAAAGACUACAUCCACAUGUUUGAGGUUCUACGCGAAGAGAUCGAUAACUUCAAGAAAUCGCCGGAGGGCAAGGGUUUCUGGGGUCUCGCCACUAUUUGGACUUGCCUGAGAAGCUGGCCGACCCGCCUGAUCGUAGAGAACAUGGACUGCUGCAUCGCUACCAAGAUUGCUUUCCCUGACCUCAUUGCUGGUUAUGACUUGGUUGGUCCCGAAGAUCUGGGCCGACCCCUUUCUGAUCUGCUCCCUGAGCUUUUCUGGUUCCGCAAGCAGUGCUCCAUGGAAGGCGUCAACCUCCCGUUCUUCUUUCAUGCAGGAGAGACACUUGGGGAUGGCACUGACACUGAUAACAAUGUGUUUGAUGCGAUCUUACUUGGCACCCGACGCAUCGGCCACGGCUUCAGUCUCUUCAAACACCCCCUGCUGAUCGAUAUGGUCAAGGAUAAACGUAUUCUCAUCGAAUCGUGCCCCAUCUCGAACGAGGUCCUCCGCCUCUGUGGCUCC